AUGGAGUACAAGCUGGCAGUGGAUUCCAGCAAGAAGGCCACGGAGCUGCCGCUCUUGAGGGUUUGCGGCACCGUGCAGCAGAAUCCGCACAUGCGGGCCUUCUGGGCCAGCACCAUAUCUUUCUUCCUUGCCUUCUUGGGCUGGUUUGCCUUGGCGCCCUUGGGCCUCGAAGUUGCGACCAGCAUGGGGACGUGCGAGAACCAGCUCUUCCCUCCUACGGACUUCCCAACGCGACCAGCCUACCUGAAGUUCAAGAACUUGAAGAGUGGGCUGAGCUAUUGCCAGUAUGGGGUUCUCAACGAGGACGGCAAGCCGAUCGACUGCGAGGACGUGCCAGCAGAUGUGGUGAGUGGCGCCGAGUCAACGGCUGAGCAGAAGGAGAAGUACAGGCCGCAGGUGCUGGCAAACUGCGUGUGCACCCCGGGCACGGAAUGUAGGAAUGCCGGCGUAGCCUCCGUUUCCUCGACCAUCUUCGUGAGGGUUGCCUUGGGGACGCUCCUCGAGCGCUUCGGUCCGGUAAACGUUCAGUGCGGCUUAUUGUCUUUUGGGGCCUUCUGGGUGGCAAUGGCGGCCGCCAUUACAGCUCCAUGGAACUAUACGCUGAUCCGCUUCUUCAUAGGUUGCGCCGGCGCCACUUUCGUGACCAAUCAGUUCUGGUGCUCGCUGAUGUUUGCGCCCAGUGUUGUCGGCACGGCCAACGCCACUGCGGCCGGUUGGGGCAACUUGGGAGGCGGCGUGACCCAGAUUUUUAUGAUGUCUGUACUUUUCAACCCUAUGGUGGCAUCCGGGUUGGAGCCGAAUGUCGCUUGGCGUGUCUGCAUGGCGGUGCCAGCGGUCAUGUUCGUAGUUUGUGCCGUUUGCAUGAAGCUCAUGUGCUGGGAUAUGCCUACGGCACGCAACUACGAUCCGGCCGUGACCGGCAAGACACAAAAGCCUUCGAUGUGGGACUAUGUCGAGGUGCUGCGUGACUUUCGCGUCGUGGUCAUGAUAUUCCAAUAUUCCGCGUGUUUCGGCACAGAACUCGCAAUGAACAAUCAGUUGGCUACGCAUUUUCGGACAUACUUCCAGAUGGAUGCAGGUGAUGCUAGCGCCCUGGCGGGUGCUUUCGGCUUGAUGAACCUUUUUGCUCGAUCACUUGGAGGUAUCAGCAGCGAUGUUUGCUUCAAGUACUUGGGCUUCCGUGGCCGCAUUUGGGCGCAGUUCCUGGCACUCUUCUUCGAAGCUAUCUUCCUAUUCAGUUUCGGAAACGUGGACAAUUCUCAGCCUUGGUACGUGGCAUUGGCAGUCUUGGUUUGCUUCUCGCUCUUUGUGCAGAUGGCUGAGGGCACCUCCUACGGCAUCGUCCAUGCGGGCUAUGUAAUGUUUUGGGCGCUGCUGAGCCCAUGCUACUACUGGUCCGAGAUGGGUGGGAUGUUUCACGGACCGGCACAGAGCUCCGAGAAGGGCAAGACGCAAAGCGGCGAAAUUGAAAAACAAACACACAGCAAGGAGCUGGUCAUCGGCGACCACAAGAAGACGGACUUCGCCUCCAUGGACAAGCUCUUCGGGGCCCUGGUCCAGUAUCCGGACACCACUGGACGGUUCGAUGACUACUCGAGCAUUGCCCAGGCCCUCCACAAGAAUGGCGCCUACCUUACCGUCGCUGCCGAUCCGCUUUCGCUGGUGCUGGCAAAGCCUCCCAGUGAGUUCGGUGCCGACGUGGUUGUGGGCUCCAUGCAGCGUUUUGGCGUGCCCAUGUGGUUCGGUGGACCUUCUGCCGCGUACCUGGCCACGUCGAAGAAGCAGGUGCGACGAAUGCCGGGCCGAAUCAUCGGAGAGUCGGUGGACAGACUGGGCAACCCAGCCUACCGUCUGACCCUUCAGACCCGAGAGCAGCAUAUCCGGCUGGACAAGGCCACAUCGAACGUGUGCACCGCGCAAGUGCUGCUGGCCAACAUUGCCGGAAUGUACUCCGUGUAUCAUCGCAAGGAUGGGCUCCAGAAAAUCGCCAAGAAGGUCCAUGGCUUGGCGCAGCUCUUUGCAAGCGAGGCGUCUCCCUCGCUUUCUAGAUGGGCUGCAAACAAGACAGAUGACCACUCUGGGCAGGCGGGAAAGGCUGGCAUGGCGGUUGCUGCAGGGUCCUUCUUCGACACUGUUACGAUCGAUGCCGGGAAGAACGCCAAAGCUGUGGUGGAGAAGCUUCAGGCGAAGCAGCUGAACAUGCGCGCGAUCGACGACAGCUUGAUCUCUGCGGCCUUUGACGAGACGCAUCUGCAGGCGGGGUACGGAUAUAGGGUUUAA
This is a messenger RNA of Symbiodinium sp. CCMP2592, 2280 nucleotides long. The record is from the annotation of a GenBank genome assembly. Lineage: Eukaryota; Dinophyceae; Suessiales; Symbiodiniaceae.